Molecule: messenger RNA, 3320 nt
Organism: Peromyscus californicus insignis
Lineage: Eukaryota; Metazoa; Chordata; Mammalia; Rodentia; Cricetidae
Gene: Sesn2
Product: sestrin 2
Exons: 10
Coding region: 307-1752 (481 amino acids)
Biological process (GO): positive regulation of macroautophagy; negative regulation of TORC1 signaling; regulation of response to reactive oxygen species
Cellular component (GO): nucleus
Molecular function (GO): oxidoreductase activity, acting on peroxide as acceptor; L-leucine binding
Source: RefSeq, a predicted model, not a curated record
UGGGGAUGCUGAGGAGCGCCGGCUUCGCCAGCAGCGCUGGCCACUGCGGACUUCCGAGGCACUCAGGGCCGUGAAAACCCCCGCGCCGCGGCCAACCCCAGGCCUCCGAGGCCGGCCGCAGUUCCCCAAGCCGCGCUGGAAGGAGUGUCCAGCGUGGUAGCGCCGGUUCUGGGCAUCCCGAGAGACACCCCGGGGUUCUCGAGCUUCCCCGGCGACCCCUAGCCCCGGCCUCCUGCGAGCGCCCGCCCCAGACCCCCUCGGGUGCCCCGGGCGCGGACGAGCCGCGGCUGGGUCCUGACGCACACCAUGAUCGUUGCGGACUCCGAGUGCCGUGCCGAGAUCAAGGGCUACCUGCCGUUCGCCAGGGGCGGCGUCGCGGGCCCCGGGACCCGAGAGGAACACCAGGAGGGCCGGGCCCGGCGAGGCCCUCGAGGACCCAGCGCCUUCAUUCCAGUGGAGGAGCAGAUCCUUCAGGAAGGAGCUGAGAGCCUGGAGCAGCACCUGGGACUCGAGACUCUGAUGUCUUCAGGACGGGUGGACAACCUGGCAGUGGUGAUGGGUCUCCACCCCGACUACCUUAGCAGCUUCUGGCGCCUGCACUACCUGCUGCUGCAUACAGAUGGGCCCCUGGCCAGCUCCUGGCGCCACUACAUUGCCAUCAUGGCUGCUGCCCGCCACCAGUGUUCUUACCUGGUGGGCUCCCACAUGACUGAGUUCCUGCAGACCGGUGGUGACCCCGAGUGGCUGCUGGGCCUCCACCGGGCCCCUGAAAAGCUCCGCAAACUCAGCGAGAUCAACAAGCUGCUGGCGCAUCGGCCGUGGCUCAUCACGAAGGAGCAUAUCCAGGCCUUACUGAAGACUGGCGAGCACAGCUGGUCCCUAGCUGAGCUCAUCCAGGCUCUGGUCCUGCUUACCCACUGCCACUCUCUGGCCUCCUUCGUGUUUGGCUGUGGAAUACUUCCUGAAGGAGAUGCAGAGGGCAGCCCUGCCUCACAGGCACCCUCGCCCCCCAGCGAGCAAGGCAGUCCCCCAAGUGGGGACCCAUUGAACAACUCUGGGGGCUUUGAAGCUGCCCGCGAUGUGGAGGCUCUGAUGGAACGCAUGAGGCAGCUGCAGGAGAGCCUGCUGCGGGAUGAGGGGGCUUCCCAGGAGGAAAUGGAGAACCGCUUUGAGCUGGAGAAAUCAGAAAGUCUGCUGGUAACCCCCUCAGCGGAUAUCCUGGAGCCCUCUCCGCACCCAGACAUUCUAUGCUUUGUGGAAGACCCCACUUUUGGAUACGAAGACUUCACUCGCCGAGGGGCUCAGGCUCCCCCUACCUUCCGAGCCCAGGAUUAUACCUGGGAAGACCAUGGCUACUCACUGAUCCAGCGGCUCUACCCUGAGGGAGGGCAGCUGCUGGAUGAGAAGUUUCAGGUAGCCUACAGCCUCACCUAUAAUACCAUUGCCAUGCACAGCGAUGUGGACACCUCCAUGCUCCGCAGGGCCAUCUGGAACUACAUCCACUGUGUCUUUGGCAUCAGAUAUGAUGACUAUGAUUAUGGGGAGGUAAACCAGCUCCUGGAAAGGAACCUCAAAAUUUAUAUCAAGACCGUGGCCUGCUACCCAGAGAAGACAACCCGCAGGAUGUACAACCUCUUCUGGAGGCACUUCCGCCACUCAGAGAAGGUUCACGUGAACUUGCUGCUCCUCGAGGCCCGAAUGCAAGCAGCCCUGCUCUAUGCCCUCCGGGCCAUCACCCGCUAUAUGACCUGACUCCUCUCCUUUCGGGACCAGCACCCGGAGCGGCUGACCCUGGGGCACUGUCCUCUCUGCAAGGACUUCUGUGUCUGGAGACAGAUCCAGGACCCUUUCUGUCUCAUGUCCCUCCACCGAAUGCUGGGGAUGGGCAUGUGCGUGCUGUGCAGCCCGCUAGGCAAGCUGCACCUUCCUUCUCCUCACUGGACUGGACAGGAUUGUUGCACUGACUUUGGGUGUCUCAGCUCUGCCCCUGGAGCUAGAAGACUAGGAAAGCCCAAGAGGCCAUGCCCCUUUUUCUUUCCUGCUCCUAAAAACAGAUGAAGGUGACUGGGUUAAAAGCUCAGACUUAUGUGCCAGCAGGCAGGGCCCCAGGCACCACAAGUGCUAGGGCCUUCCUGGACUGGGAAGCCCCUGCUGCCCCUGCUGCCCCUGUGGGAAAGGAGCAAAGACCUCAAGGGACUCACACUCCAGGAAGCUUGCCUUCUCUCCUUCCUCCUUCUCCAAUUUCAUUACCUCCCACCUACCUUCCGCCCAUCAAUGUGAAAGUUGGACUCACAGCUGGUCUGUGCGCCCAGUUCCCCCAAAGCCUGUUCUGUUGGGCAGCCUGGUUUGGGGUUGCCUGAAUAUUGGUUCAGUUUUUUUUUUUUCUCUCCUUUGCCCUCGUACCCUUUUCUCCCAUGCCUGUUGGUGUAGGUUCCGGGAGAGGGGCCAAACAUAUCCAAAGAACACACGCACCGUCUCUGGAGAGUUAGAGCCCAGGUUGGUCCCUCUGCUGUUGGAAGAGGAAGGAGUAAAUGCUGAUGAAGUCUGUUUUUGGGUCUUGUGGGUGAGGUCUGGCCUCUUGAGGACCUUACCGCGGAGCUAGAGUCAAGUCCUAGGAGGGAGGAGGUCCUGUUCUAGACUGUUGCCACGCAGAGGCUGGUGCCCCGUUCUUCUGAUCCCUCCAGCUCUGCCAGGAAUGUUUGCCAAAAACUGAGCCUUUCUUAGGUGGCACCAGGGCCCACCCAGGAAGAGGCAGAUACCAAGGUUCUCUUUCUCCUGGCCACAUUGCCGCGCCUCUUGGAAUUCCCAGUGGCAGGCUGAGGGGUUGGCUUAAGUUUCUCAAGGUUUGAUGCUUUCCUCUGGGCUCUCUCAGACCAAACCAUCAACAGCAGGCUAAUUUUCUUGCAAGACCUUGAAGGCCUCUGGGGACCCUUGUCUACAGUCAUCCUUCCAAGGGACACCACCCCGACCCCAGUGUCCCAUCCUUCCCCUCUCCUGGAUUUAAAAGGAUUGCUGGGCUGAAGUUGCCAAGGACUGACAGGCACUUUACAUAGCAAAACAACUGUGAAUUCUGACUCCCUCCCCUUCCACGAGCAGUAGGUGCCUGGGAAAAUCCAGGACACACUGCUGCUGUUUCCCACUCUCCUCCAUUGGGCCAGGCGGGACAGGAGCCUGGCCAGUGUGCCACAUUUCAUACCCAUGCAGGCACGGGACGCAACUAGCACCCCCUCCAGGCUUGAAAGGCCUCCCUGCAGUGAAGGUGGGCGAGAGGGGAGGGGGCCUCAGCAUGGGGGUACGUUCUAGAGGGGACGCUAUGACGC